AUGAGAGGGACCUUGAAGUCCAUAGCUGACAAAUUUGGAGCGGCCGUGAAGAACAAAGCCACAGAAGCAAUCAAUGAAGGAUCUUCGUUCGUUUCCAAGAAUGCCGAAUCUGCUUACAAAACUGGAAAGUCAGCCGCAAUGGAAACGGCUCGAACAGCUUCAAAGGGGGCCUCGGGGUCUUUUGACAGGUUCUAUAAGCAAGGCAAAGAUGCUACUUUAAGCCAGGUCACAGCAGCAACUACGAAGGCAUCUCAUGUCGUGAGAGAUGCUUCGUCAAGUUUUGCGUCCUCAGCUCGAGAUGCUUCUGUUAGUAUGGCUUCUAGUGCAAAAGAAGCAGCAAAAGAAGCUGCCGUUGAAGCAAAGAUUGAGGCGAAACGAGGAAUUCGUUGGCUCCUGGUUUGGUCACUAGCGGCAGUCGGUGUGUAUGGCGUGGCCACGACUGUCUCCAAGGAACUUGUUCGGCACGCUCUGGUAGGAACAAAGAGGGAAGAUCAUAUGAUUGAAAACAAGCAGUCAAAGCAGUCUCGGGAAAGAGGUGCGCCGGAAAACAGUGGCAGAUGGUCAUGGCUAUCGUUAAGCGAACAGAAACCACCAGAGCAGUCUAGCGAAGGAGAUGCUUCAGGGAGUGGCGGUAGAUGGUCAUGGGCAACAUGGGGAGGAAGGCCCAGUUAA
Messenger RNA from Cylindrotheca closterium, 672 nucleotides. Lineage: Eukaryota; Bacillariophyta; Bacillariophyceae; Bacillariales; Bacillariaceae. The record is from the annotation of a GenBank genome assembly.